Messenger RNA from Ipomoea triloba (trilobed morning glory), 1896 nucleotides. Its product is annotated as BOI-related E3 ubiquitin-protein ligase 1-like. The transcript has 4 exons. The record is from RefSeq and is a predicted model, not a curated record. NCBI's taxonomy places the organism in Eukaryota, Viridiplantae, Streptophyta, Magnoliopsida, Solanales, Convolvulaceae. Gene Ontology annotation, molecular function: ubiquitin-protein transferase activity. The coding region runs from base 547 to 1578 and encodes 343 amino acids.
AAAAGCCAAAGCCACGGGAAAGCAGAAGAAGGAGAAAGAAGCAAAGGAAGAAGAAGAAGAAGAAUAAGGCAGUCCCCUCUCUCCCCUUCAUCUCCCUCUUCUUUUCUUGGACUCAAUUCAUCUCUCUCUCUCUCUCUCUGUCUCUUUCUUUCUUUCUGUGUGGAAGCAAAGAGAAAGAAAAGGCGAAAAAAGGGAAGAUUUUGGGUGUGUUUUUAGGUGAGAAGCAGCUGGAAUGGUGUUGUUAAUGGUGGUGGUGGUGACACUUUCUGGUUUUCCCAUUUGACACAAAAGAUUCAUUCAUUCACUCACUCACAUAUAUACCCAUUUCUUUCUUCUUCUGCAACUAUACUUUCUCUCUCUCUCUCAAAACCAAUAAAGAUUUGUGUGUGAUUCAUACUGUUUAUGUGUAUGCCUUAAUUACACCCUCCAGGCUCCACCCCAAUCCCCAACUAUUCACACCUCUUUGCUCUCUCUCUAUUCACCUCCCAUUCCUUCAAUUCUCUUCCUCUAUAUAUUAAUAUAUAUAUCUGUUCUUAGCAUUCGGCAAUGGCGGUUCAAGCUCAACACCACCCUUCUAAUGUUCUCUUCUUAAACAGAAGUGGCGCUCAGGACGGUAAGGGGAACGAUUACUCCUUGCACCCUUAUCACGCCGGUGCUGGUGGGGGAACGUUUAUUGAUGAAACGGAAAUGCUGUUCAAUCACGGAGUUGAUGCGAAUUCGAGAAAGAGGGGGAGAGAGCAUACCAGUAGUACUACUGCGGCGGCGAUGAGUAAUCCUAAUCCUAAUCCAAAUCCAAAUCCUCCGUUGAUUUCGUUGCAAUCUCAGCCGCAUCAGCUUAUCGAUCUCACGCAGCUGCACGCUUCUCCGCACCCUAAUGUUGUGUCCACCGGCCUCCGAUUGGCCUUCGCCGACCACCGCCAACACCACCACCACUCGCUUUCUCCUCAAUCAUCGCAAUCUUCGCUUUUCUUCUCGGUUUUGGCUGAGGAUUUGGGGACUCAUAUCAAACAGCAGCGCGAUGAAAUCGAACAAUAUCUCCGAGCUCAGGGCGAGCAAUUGAGGCGGACAUUGGAGGAGAAGAGGCAGAGGCACUACCGUGCGCUGCUGGGAGCGGCGGAGGAGUCGUUGACGCGGCGGCUGAGGGAGAAAGAGGCGGAGGUCGACAAGGCCACCCGGCGCAAUGCCGAGUUAGAGGCGCGUGCGGCACAACUCGCCGCCGAGGCGCAGGCGUGGCUGGCCAGGGCUAGAGCACAGGAGUUGACGGCGGCGACGCUGCAGGCUCAGCUGCAGCAGGCGAUGGCAAGGCCAGGCUGCAGCACCGCUCACCAUCCGCCGGAGAGGAACGACGGCGCCACCGCCGCCGGCGAAGCGGAGGACGCCGAGUCCGCCUACAUUGACCCCGACCGAGUCGAAGUCUCCGCCGGCUCCAAUUGCCGGUCGUGCGGGAAACGAGGGGCGUCGGUGGUUCUGUUGCCUUGCCGGCAUCUUUGCCUCUGCCGGCGCUGCGACGCCGCCGCUCAGGCUUGCCCACUUUGCCUCACCGUUAGAAGCUCCAGCGUUGAAGUCUUCUUUUGCUAGAAGAAAAGCCCAAUCUCGGCCCAAAACCCAAUCGUCCAUGGAAAAAUGAGAACCGAAACAAAAAGAAAUUUUAAAAUGCCAAAACAAGUUUUUAAAAAAGAAAAACAAUAAUAUUGGAUUCAAGUAUAUAUUUGUUUGAACUAAUUAACUUUAUUUUCUACUGCAUAAAAAAAAACAAAAACAAAUUUUCAGUGUUGAAAUUAUUAUUUUUGGAGAGUGAAACUAUCUUGGAGGUAAUAUUGUACAUUGAAUGACAUUACCAUUUUGCCAUUUUGAAACAAAUUGAUUUUAUUUAUAUGUAAAUUCAUUGAUUUCUCA